UACUAUACACUUCAUUCUAGCUAGAGGCAACUCGUCCGCCGUGUCGAUAUACAUCUCGAUCAUCUCUUGUACCCUCACAUGAUGCUCGUCGCCUAGCUAGCUAUAUAAUUAAUACUAGUACUAAUCAUCAUAAUAGGGCUCCUGCUGCGCUGUGCUCUUCGGCCGGCUAUAAAUAGCUAGCACCCCCAGCAAGCUGCUGCGAUCCGCUCACAAGUUGCAGUUCCAGGCAGCAGAUCAGCAGAGACACACCCACACCGUACCACACACACUAGCGACCUGCAGUCUGAUCUGCAGGUACGCUAGAAACCAAGCUACGACUGCUGUGUGCUGCGUACGUACGUAGGAGUACGUGGUGGUAGCGAGAUGGCGAAGAAAGUGGCCUUGGUGGCCUCGCUGCUGGCCCUGAACCUCCUCUUGUUCGGUUUCGCCGACGCAUGUGGCUGCAGGUGCGGCGGCUCCUGCCCUAGUCCACCAGGCGGUGGUGGCGGGGGAGGUGGAGGCGGGGGAGGCGGAGGAUCUGGUGGUGGUGGGAGCGGAGGCGGCGGAGGGAGCGGUGGGGGCGGCAGUGGUGGAGGAGGGAGCGGCGGAGGAGGCGGCGGCGGCGGCGGCGGCGGCGGCGGGACGCGCGGUCGUUGCCCUGUGGACACGCUGAAGUUGGGCGUGUGCGCCAACGUGCUGAACGGGCUGAUCAACGUGAACCUGGGGACACCGCCGAGGACGCCGUGCUGCACGCUGAUCCAGGGGCUGGCGGACCUUGAGGCGGCGGUGUGUCUCUGCACCGCGCUGCGAGCCAACAUCCUGGGCAUCAACCUCAACCUCCCCAUCAACCUCAGCCUCCUCGUCAACUACUGCGGCAGGCGCGUCCCCUCGGGAUUCCAGUGCUCCUCCUGAUCUAUCUCAUCUCAUCGUCGCCAUGCAUGCAUGCAUGCAUGCCUGCCUCUCGUCGUCUCUCCAUCGUCGUCGUUUCCCGAUCCAUGGAUAUAUAUGCACACGCCCGCCUGCACCAGGCCGGCCGGGCUAAAUAAUAAUUAUAUGAUUUCUCAGGUCUCAGCAACAAGUACAAGCUAAGCUACUAGUACACAUCGCUCUUCGUUCAUCGCUUUCAUUUUGUUUUGCUUUGCUUUGUUUUGGGUGUGUUUCUUCACGAAUCUGCUAUCAUCGUCAUGCGCAUGCAUGCAUGCAUGCAGCAUAUAUAUGUUCAUCGCGCGCGUCUUCCUGUGUUUGUGUUGGAUCGAUCAUCGAUGGAUGUAUGAUCGAUCGUGUCAAAGAGGCCUAGCUGGCAGGACCCGACACGACGAUGGUCUCCAUCUAUGAAUAUAAAUACCAUUAUUAAAGUGUGCUAAUCAUCUGUGUAAUCUCAUGCAUGGAUGAUCGAAUGAAUUGAAUGUUAGUAGUA
This is a messenger RNA of Sorghum bicolor (sorghum), 1396 nucleotides long. Its product is annotated as lipid transfer protein EARLI 1-like. Lineage: Eukaryota; Viridiplantae; Streptophyta; Magnoliopsida; Poales; Poaceae. The coding region runs from base 364 to 891 and encodes 175 amino acids. The transcript has a single exon. The record is from RefSeq and is a predicted model, not a curated record.